CAUGAUGUGUUUCGGCUCUGCAGUGGGAGCAAGUCUGUCUCGGUUUAUGACUCCCCCCCCCCCUCCCCCCUCCCGAUGAUUUCCGGUCAUACUGUACCAAUAAAAAUAAGAUACAAAUAAAAUGACACUCAUUUAAUUAAAGCAAAGUACAAAUUAAAAUGAGAUAAAAAAUGUCCAUAGGCUACAUAUAACCCCGUAUCUAGUUUAUGGAGCAUUACUGACACUACGUGUGUCAUUUAAGUUCUGUAUCUUAUUUUAGUUUUUGCUAUAGUUCUUUUAUUUUGUUUGACUCAUGUACCCGAAAAAACCCCAAAACAUCCUUUUUGUUUUAUUUAUAUUUUAAAAUGUAACUCGUAAAAAAAAACAACGAUGCUAGAUAGACUAGAUAAUAACCCAUUUAUAGUUUAUUAAGCAAAACCAUCUUUUCAGCAUUUUCAGUAGUUUGUCCUUUUUCUGGUUUACACUAAAACCGGUGGACGUUAUAACAUUGGCUUGUUUUGCCACAUCUUCACUGAUUGUUAUGAUGCUUUGCCAUGUUGUUAUUUUUUAAACAACAUUCAAUUGGAAUAAAUUGAAUUAUACUUAUAAUAUAAUUUUCUUUCCCCCUAUAAAAGGAAAUCUGCCCACAGGUCAGACAUGCUGGUGCGCAGAUUUAUUGUAUCCAGCGUCUGGCCAGAGUCAGGCUGCCGGCUCUAGUUUAUAUUUAAGAUAUGAGCGCGGUAUCGAUCUUCUCAUAAAACCCUCAAAUAACUUAUUUCCCCAAAUGUCAAACUAUUUUUUUUAACUGUCUGAUAUUUAACUUGCUGCACCCUGAACAGCAACGGGGGCUCGAGUGUUUGAAUUAGUAUCGAGCAGCCUGCCUCUCUCUAUUCCCCUCCCGUUAGUGAAGGUGUUUGCUAUCCACCAGCUCCACCGGUGACUUCAGCAGAAGAAUGAGUCUAUGUUUGCUCUCCUCCAUAUUCCUCCCUCCCCUUCAGCCCGUGCCAAGAAGGCAGCAGUAAUAAGUGCUCUAUUAAAGAGCCUUUGUGCGCGGCUGAGCUCAGUUUGUGUCCGAGCCUUCCAUGCUCGCCUGCCGCGCGCUGCUCCCUCUCUUCCCCCUUCAAGGUGGUCCGAAAGCACACCUGAAAACGGCGCCAUGAACUGGGCCUUCCUCGAGGGCCUCCUCAGCGGGGUGAACAAAUACUCCACAGCGUUCGGCCGCAUCUGGCUCGCCAUCGUCUUCAUUUUCCGGCUCCUGGUCUUCCUGGUGGCCUGCGAGAAGGUCUGGGGCGACGAGCAGAAGGACUUCGACUGCAACACCCGGCAGCCCGGCUGUCACAACGUGUGCUACGACCACUACUACCCCGUCGCCUACACGCGCCUCUGGGCCCUGCAGCUGAUCUUCGUCACCUGCCCGUCCCUCCUCGUGACGCUGCACGUCUCCUACCGGGAGGAACGGGAGCGCAAACACCGGCUGAAGCACGGGGAGGACUGCCCCCCCCUGUACGACCACACGGGGAAGAAGCGGGGGGGCCUGUGGUGGACCUACUUCUUCAGUCUGCUGUUUAAGAUACUGGUGGACGGCGUGUUCGUCUUCCUGCUGUUCUACAUCUACGAAGCCACGUUCUUCCCGCCGCUGGUGAAGUGCAACGAGGAGCCGUGUCCCAACGUGGUGGACUGCUACAUCGCCAGGCCCACGGAAAAGAAGAUCUUCACCAUCUUCAUGGUGGUGACCAGCUUUGUGUGCAUCCUCCUCACUCUCAUCGAGGUCUUCUACCUGUGCGGUAAGAGGCUCCGGGAGUGCUGCCGAGGAGGAGGUCGCCCGGCGAGAGGGAACUCCUUCAAGAUGGUCCGAACUCCUCUGAGCGGGAAGGAGAACUCGGCCUACAAGGAGCCGUUCGCGCAGAAGGAUAAGGCGGUGGACAAGGAGAGUUCGGCGCCAGCGUACAGCGUCGCCAUCUCCUGAGAGACACGUUUGACAUGUUUGUAAGAGUAUGGAACUGUGUUUGGUAGCUUCCGGGCUGUUGGCCACGUUUAUCUGCAACAUGUCAAUGUUCUUUCUACAAAUGUCGUGUCCAAUUUUCCGCCCUUUCAAAAUGACGAUCUCUAUACCAUAAUAUAUUGUUGUCUUUUUACGGCUUCUGACCCCAAAUCACUAAGAAUUAAAGGAUGUUUACAGUAAUUUGACUAUUUAUAAGAGUUAAAUGAGAUUGUUAAAUGAGAUUUUUUUUCUCAUUGAGAUGUGAGAGCUGCAGUGCGUCGCACUCGAACACAAACUCACUGUGAGUUUCACAAGUGAAGAUGAUAUUUUAUGAAAUAUCUAUCUUGUGAAACUUUGCUUUGCCACAUGUUGGUGCACGUAGAUCUUACAUGUUAGACUGAUGACUUGUAUGCAGGUUGGUCGCAUGCAGUCGUUCUCAAACUUUUGAGAACUUUUCGGGUCCCACUUUGGAGGAAGAAAAACGUUCGGGCCCCAAAAACGUAACAAAAUGGUCCUUGCUGAAUUUUUAUUGAAAUAACGACAUUUUGUGACUCCAUGUGUGCUUUUGUUAAUAAUAGUAUAAAGAAAAUGUAAGUCACUUUCAUGUAAACCAGAUUGCUCCAUCAGACAAAAACAAAUGAAAUGUGCAAUCACUUUGUUGGAACAAUGCAAAUAAAGUUGUGCAAAAAAAUAA
Molecule: messenger RNA, 2654 nt
Organism: Gasterosteus aculeatus aculeatus (three-spined stickleback)
Lineage: Eukaryota; Metazoa; Chordata; Actinopteri; Perciformes; Gasterosteidae
Product: gap junction beta-4 protein
Biological process (GO): cell-cell signaling
Cellular component (GO): connexin complex
Molecular function (GO): gap junction channel activity
Source: RefSeq, a predicted model, not a curated record